Molecule: messenger RNA, 1228 nt
Organism: Impatiens glandulifera
Lineage: Eukaryota; Viridiplantae; Streptophyta; Magnoliopsida; Ericales; Balsaminaceae
Product: serine/threonine-protein kinase Aurora-3
Exons: 7
Coding region: 36-938 (300 amino acids)
Biological process (GO): mitotic spindle organization; regulation of cytokinesis; protein phosphorylation
Cellular component (GO): spindle microtubule; spindle midzone; spindle pole centrosome
Molecular function (GO): protein kinase activity; ATP binding
Source: RefSeq, a predicted model, not a curated record
UUCUCUCUUUCUCCAUAUUCGAAUCCUAUCCAGAAAUGGCGUCCCAAGUUCAUCUACAAAAGCAGAAGCAACCGAUACAACCGAUACAAAAUCCUCAGAUUAAGCAAUGGUCUAUAAAGGACUUCGAGAUCGGGAAACCACUCGGCAAAGGAAAAUUCGGCCGCGUCUAUCUCGCUCGCGAAGUUAAGAGCAAGUUCAUUGUGGCGCUGAAGGUAAUAUUCAAGCAACAGCUAGCCAAGUAUAGACUGCAGCAUCAACUGGUGAGAGAGAUGGAUAUUCAGACCAGUCUUCGACAUCCUAAUGUCCUCAGACUUUAUGGCUGGUUCCAAGAUGAAGAGAAAAUUUACUUGAUUCUAGAGUAUGCUCAUGGCGGUGAGCUAUAUGGAGUGCUCACCAGACAUGGCCAUCUUAGCGAGAAACAGGCUGCAACUUAUAUUGCAAGCCUUAGCAAAGCAUUGGCGUACUGCCAUGAGAACAGCGUGAUUCACAGAGAUAUCAAGCCAGAGAACUUAUUACUCGACCACGAGGGUCGCUUGAAGAUAGCAGAUUUUGGAUGGUCGGUGCAAUCCAUAAACAAGAGGCUUACAAUGUGUGGAACAUUGGAUUAUCUGGCUCCAGAAAUGGUAGAGAAGAAACCUCAUGACUAUUCUGUUGAUAAUUGGACAUUGGGUAUUCUUUGUUACGAGUUUUUGUAUGGCGUCCCACCAUUUGAGGCUGAAAGCCAGGCAGAUACAUUCAGAAGGAUUUUAAAGGUAGACCUCAGUUUCCCUUCUGAACCUGUCAUUUCAGGAGCAGCUAAAAACCUCAUUUGCCAGCUACUUGUGAAAGAUUCGUCUAAAAGAAUUUCUCUUCAAAAGAUCAUGGAGCACCCUUGGAUUAUUAAAAAUGCGGAUCCUUCAGGAACAUGCCCUGAACUAUUGGAUUCCAGUUCUCAAUGAGAUUAAGGAGACAUACUAAUUGUUCUUGCAGCGAUUAUAACUGAGAUGGAAGACGGCUAAACGUGGAAAAGUUCUAUGAGUUUGGAGAAUUGGGUUGAUGAAAAUUAACUUAGCUUCAUAAAGGGUGGAGAGAAAAACUCAAUUGUUAGUGGUAAGUGUAAUAUCAUCUUCUGCAUGAUAGAAUUGCAAAAAAGAUGGCAUAAUGACAAUAGUCCAGUGUUUGGUUAGGAAUUUUAAGUUAAUAUAUGGGCUCUAUAUAUAAAUAGACUACAAAUUUGAGCUUGUUUGAU